Messenger RNA from Larimichthys crocea (large yellow croaker), 1752 nucleotides. It is a transcript of the gene ttll9, whose product is annotated as tubulin tyrosine ligase-like family, member 9. The coding region runs from base 139 to 1446 and encodes 435 amino acids. Lineage: Eukaryota; Metazoa; Chordata; Actinopteri; Sciaenidae. Gene Ontology annotation, cellular component: ciliary basal body. Gene Ontology annotation, molecular function: tubulin binding; tubulin-glutamic acid ligase activity. The record is from RefSeq and is a predicted model, not a curated record. The transcript is spliced from 14 exons. Gene Ontology annotation, biological process: microtubule cytoskeleton organization; protein polyglutamylation.
GGUUACCUAGACGACUGUCAUCAAACACCGCUUGGACGAGCUAACCGCUAACUACAUGCUAAUGCUGCAAAUUACUUCCGCAUAUUUUGCAUAUAGUUACUACGGGUUUCUAUUUUAUUUUAUUUAGUGUGCGCCUCCAUGUCAAAGCAUAAGACAUCUGGAUACAAAGGUCCAUAUGACUAUACCAAAACUGAGGAGCGGGAGGGAAGAAGUUGUGUGCGUUACAAAUGUGGCCUAAUCAACACCAUACUGGAUGUGCUGCGCCAAAGACCAGGUUGGGUUGAAGUCAAAGAUGAUGGAGAGUGGGAUUUCCACUGGUGUGAUGUAGGCUGGCUCAGGGAGAAUUUUGAUCACUCGUACAUGGAGGAACAUGUAAGAAUAAACCACUUUCGCAACCAUUAUGAGCUGAGUCGCAAAAACCUCAUGGUGAAAAACCUCAAAAGAUACAGGAAAAAUCUCGAAAGGGAAGUUGGUCGUGUGGAGGCAUCCAAAUGUGAUUUUUUCCCCUGCACCUUUGCACUGCCCAGCGAAUAUCAUCUCUUUGUAGAGGAGUUCAAAAGAAGCCCUGGCAGCACAUGGAUCAUGAAGCCGGUAGCAAAAUCUCAAGGAAAAGGCAUUUUCCUGUUCCGGAAACUGAAAGACAUCAUGGAUUGGAAGAAGGUAGAUGGCACGCGCUCAGAGGAACAGAAGGAUGCAGCUCAAGUGGAAAGCUAUGUGGCUCAACGCUAUAUAGAGAACCCCUACCUCAUUAAUGGCAGGAAAUUUGAUCUGAGGGUCUAUGUGCUGGUCACAUCAUAUGUUCCCUUGAAGGCUUGGCUGUAUCGAGAUGGCUUUGCCCGCUUCUCAAGCACCCGCUUUUCUCUCAGCACUAUUGAUGACAAGUAUAUGCACCUCACCAAUGUGGCUGUUCAGAAAACAGCGCCAGACUAUGAUCCUGAAAAGGGAUGCAAGUGGCAAAUACAGCAGCUUCGAAGAUACCUGACUGCAAAACAUGGCAGAGAGACAGUAGAAAUCCUGUUUAAAGAGAUGGAUAAUAUAUUUGUCCGCAGUCUACAGAGUGUACAAAAGGUCAUUAUAAAUGACAAACACUGCUUUGAGCUCUAUGGGUAUGACAUUCUACUGGAUCAGAACCUCAAACCGUGGUUAAUUGAGGUGAACGCGUCUCCCUCACACACAGCCAGUAGUCAAGAGGAUUACGAAAUGAAGUGCCGGCUGCUGGAAGAUACUUUGAACGUUGUUGAUAUGGAGGGAAGGCUCACUGGCAAGGAGAAAAGGGUGGGUGGCUAUGAUCUAAUGUGGAACGAUGGGCCUGUCUACAGAGAGGAUGUCAACGUAGAAACAUUUGGUUCAUGUUUCACUGCCAACACACACUUAGGGUGUGUGAAUGACAGAGAGAAGCAGCUUCGCCGUCUUCUAAAACCAUUUCCAGGCCAGAAGAAGAUGUAACACACCCAUCAGUUUUAUCUCCCACCAUUAUAGUGUUUGGUAUGUGUCUCAGGGGAGACAGGCUCCAGUGACCUUAGUAAUAUUUCAUGAAAAAUGAGCGCUCUCUGAUGACCUGAUCUAAGCACCUAGGUUGAAAUCUGAAUGCAAAUGAAUGAAAACUACAUUUCCUUCCUUGUAGUGCUUCCUUCCUUGUAGAUUUUCAGAGUUCAAAGUAUACUGGUAUGCAGAUAUUUUCUUGUGCAGCAAUUAACAUGAUUAAUAACUACAAAUUAAAGUGGUUUGGGAUUUUAGCAGUAUCCCAGUAAU